AUGGGUCCCGCGGAGGACGUGGCGGCCGACGUGGAGAUUGUCAAGGCUCGUGCAGAGUCUGCUGGCCUUCAUCUGCAGCCCAGUAAGAGCCGCUUCUACAUGCCUCGCCACCAUCCCGCUUCCAUCACUGCUAUCAAGUCUGUCUUGCCAGAUGCCGUGCGCGAGACGGCCAACACGGGCAUGACGGUCUUGGGAACACCGAUUGGCCGUCGCGAUUGGAUGAAGAAGCAGCUGAACGACAAGGCAAAGCACAUUGCUGGCAAGCUCAAUGACAUGCUGACGACCGGUGUCUCGCUUCAGGCCCUCCUCACGGCCAUGCAGUACGUGCCUAGCCUUAUCAACCACCUCUACACGCUGCCCCCAUGUCUCACGUCGGGCUUGUCCGAGCUCCUGAACCGUGCUUGCAAGGACACCUUUGUCAAAGCCUUUUUUGCCAAGGUAAACCUGUCUGCACCAGCCGGAGGUGAAGGUCAUGACGUUACGCUGGAACAGCUCCUGGAGGCUCGCCUCUUCACGCGGGCCAACACCGGGGGCUUUGGCCUGCACGACUUGGUUGAGCGCGGUCCGGUGGCUUAUAUCUGCAACAUGGCCAAGCUGGCCACUCGCUACCCUCGGGUCUACGAUCGACUUUUGGAGGAUGCAUCGAGGGCUGCCGACUUUGAGGCCCACGUGCAGCGAGCCGGCUUCCAGAUGGCCACGGUCAAGGACGCGGCGACCCAGCGACCAGCGGAGAUCAUUGCCCUCCGCUCCAAGGCGGCACUUGACGACCUGAUGGCCAAGUGCGCGCUGGACCUGCAGCAGGCAUAUCUGGCCUCACGCGAGUGGGGCGUCAGCACAGUCUUGAUCAUGCGGGGUCGGGACAAGUUGCGUCGCUUGAGCGACACGACCUUUGCUUGCGGUCGUCCGACGGACAAGUGCCCGCUCUGCAGCAGCAAGACACCUCAGCCGCGACUAACCCGCGAGCACCUGCUGACCUGCCGUCCCAUCAAGCGACACAACGCCCUUCGCGACGAGAUGGGCCGCCUGCUCAGUCUGGCUACAACGCCAACGGUCAGAGCUGCCGCAUCGACCUGCACUGCCGCAACCCCUUUCCCGGCGCCCAACCCCCGACCACCUCGCAAGCCUGCAUCAAGGUGUUUGAACCUCAGAGCUGAAAGCAAAGCUGUGCAACCCCGACAUCAAAAUCACGACGGCACGCAAAUCAACACAAGAGAACAAGACAUUUUCAUCGGCUUCUAUCAUGCCGAAAAGUACAAGCGCGAAGAAUCACGCACAAGGAAACAAAAAUCAUGA
Messenger RNA from Monosiga brevicollis MX1, 1293 nucleotides. RefSeq lists its product as uncharacterized. Gene Ontology annotation, molecular function: structural constituent of ribosome; RNA binding. Bases 1 to 1293 code for a protein of 430 amino acids. The transcript is spliced from 5 exons. NCBI's taxonomy places the organism in Eukaryota, Choanoflagellata, Craspedida, Salpingoecidae. The record is from RefSeq and is a predicted model, not a curated record. Gene Ontology annotation, biological process: translation. Gene Ontology annotation, cellular component: ribosome; mitochondrial small ribosomal subunit.